This is a messenger RNA of Daphnia magna, 1164 nucleotides long. RefSeq lists its product as uncharacterized. Lineage: Eukaryota; Metazoa; Arthropoda; Branchiopoda; Diplostraca; Daphniidae. The transcript has a single exon. Bases 1 to 1116 code for a protein of 371 amino acids. The record is from RefSeq and is a predicted model, not a curated record.
AUGGUUACUGCAUUCCCCAUUGAACCGAUGCAUACAAUGUAUGCAUGUUGUUUUGGCAGAUUACUAAAGGGAAUAGUAUCAGUUCAAAAGGAGGGUAAAAUAAGCAAAAAUCUUUUGUCUUUAAUAGAUUCGAGACUGCGACUUUUCAAAAAGUGCAAGCCAUUUGAGUUUGACAGAUACCUUCGAUCACUUAAAAAUUGCGUAAACAAGUAUAAGCAUCAUGAAUUAAGAGAUUUGUUGAUGUACUUUCUUUUUCCAGUAUUUAGUGGCAUUUUGAGUGAAAAACAAUUUAACAACUUAAUGUUGCUUCAAUAUGCGAUGCUCUUAAUGGGAGGUUUUAGCCCAAACCCGGUACCAAAAGAGGAUGCCUUGCGAGCAUCGUGUGUUUUGAAAUUUUUUGUUCAGCAACUUAUCGAUUUUGGCUAUCCAAUCAGGCCGACUACACACGCAGUUAUUCAUCUUCCGGAAGACGUUAUUCAUUUUGAUUGUGGAAUUGAAUCUUUGAGUGCUUUCCCUUACGAAAAUUUCUACAGAUUCUUUAGAAACAUUCUUUCUUCGGGAAAUAAACCUUUAGAGCAGAUAAGAAACAGAUUAGUAGAAAGAUCGAAGUAUCUUUUGCCCACUUCUUCGGAUGGGAUGAUCAUUAAUUCAUCACAACAGCUUUUGUUGGGAAAAGAGCAAGAAAUGAAUUCUAGUAACAAGGUCGUUUUAAGUUUCAAAAAUGGAAAAGGGCCCGAUAAGGAGAAAAAAAUCACGUUCCGCGAUUUCGUUUUAUCAAACAAAUUCCCUAACAAUGUUGCUCUAAUGAAAAACGGAAAUGUAGUCGUCUGUUCUGAUAUCAUCGAAAAUCCCCCCGAAAGUAAAGUGUUGCUCAUCAUUGGUUCCAAAUUUUCCUUAAAAGAAGAUGCGUUCCAUUAUCCUUAUCCCUCAUCUACCUAUGGAACUCAUAUUGUUUCUAAACUUGAAAAUAGAAUAGGUGAAUGGAAUUUAAAUUGCUUACAGGGGAAAAUGUACGCAUUGCCGCAUAAAUUAAGUGAUUAUAAUGAUUUGCCAGACAUUAGAACAAGCACUUGUAAGUGGUUUGUAACUCCUAUUCGUCACACACUGCCUAUGUAAAUUUUCUCCUGUCAAAUAAUACAUAAGUUCUACUGUUUCUUACAACUC